AUGAAGCUCUCCUUCGUCGUUAUGUCCGUGCUCGGUGCGGGUGUCUUAGCAGCCCCGGUCGCUGAAGUCAGCAAUGCCAACGUUGCUGCUAGAGACUCAACCACCGUGCCCAAGGAGGGUUACCGUCGUGCAGAGGGCGAGGCGCUCGGUUUCAUUAUUCCCAAGAGGAAGGCUGUCGCUGGGGACUCAACCACCGUGCCCAAGGAGGGUUACCGCCGUGCAGAGGGCGAGGCGCUCGGUUUCAUCAUCCCUAAGAGAGAGCCUGCCACUGAGGCCGAGGUCAAAAGGUCUGACUGUGGGCCCAACCCGCACGCCAAUUGCUGA
Molecule: messenger RNA, 324 nt
Organism: Ascochyta rabiei
Lineage: Eukaryota; Fungi; Ascomycota; Dothideomycetes; Pleosporales; Didymellaceae
Exons: 2
Coding region: 1-324 (107 amino acids)
Source: RefSeq, a predicted model, not a curated record